AACAGACACUGUACCUGCGUAUACUACCAGGACUGGCACCGCACACGCCGCCCAAAGCCCGCAGUCGAAGGCGGCAUCCUCCCCGCCGUAUCCCAAGCCAUCUCGCCUCAACCCACGCUUGAUCCAACCACCACCACCACUUCCUCCUCGAAUUUCAGCAGUCCCCGAAACACGCUCUCAUCAAGCACAGGCGUCGUCCCACCGACGCCGCUACUAGCGACGAACCCACCUGGGACGUCCAGCACGGGACUGGCGUUUGACGAGGAGGCCAAGCUGGUUUAUGGGGUCGUCAUUUCGCUGAGGAACAUGAUCAAGAAACUUUCUGGGAGAGACGAACAAUUCGUAAACUACCGAACAUCAGCGUACAAACUGCACCUCUACGAAACCCCCACAGGCUACAAAUUCGUCAUGCUCAGCGACGCAAAAACCGAUUCGCUACGGUUCGUCCUGCGCCAGAUAUAUGUCGGCCCGUUCCUGGAGUACGUCGUUCGAAACCCCCUGGUGAAGAUGGAUGACAGGGAACAUGGCAUUGAUAAUGAGUAUUUUCGCGCAAGCGUUGAUAGGCUUGUUAGAGGCUUGUCCGUGUUU
Molecule: messenger RNA, 588 nt
Organism: Laccaria bicolor S238N-H82
Lineage: Eukaryota; Fungi; Basidiomycota; Agaricomycetes; Agaricales; Hydnangiaceae
Product: TRAPP complex subunit bet5
Exons: 3
Biological process (GO): endoplasmic reticulum to Golgi vesicle-mediated transport
Cellular component (GO): TRAPP complex
Source: RefSeq, a predicted model, not a curated record